CCGCGCUCGCCCGCCACUGCGCGCCAGUCCACCUCCGACUGCGCCCGCAUGCGUACACGAUCCGCCGAUCGCCCAGUGUCACCCACCUGUGCUAAAUGGAACUGACCAGCGUUCAAUGUUAAAGAAACAAAGCUACGAGGACAAGGAAGUGAACAUGGCGAUACAGAGUGUUUCGAGGUACCCGAGCAGCCCGGCCGAGGCCACGGAGCCGCCGAAGGCGUCGCGAAUCAGCUUCAGCGUGGCGUCCAUCCUGGCGGACACGAAGGCGAGCUCGGACGAGACGGCGGAGAUCCUCCGCCAUCACCGCAGCAUCCCCGAGUCUCCGCUGCGGCAGUCGCCGGGCGCGCAGCCCGACCUGCCGGGGGGCAAGUCGGUGUCGCCGCGGCCCUGCUCGCAGACUCCGCCGCUCAACCUGAACGUGUCAGCCACGGUCACGUCGUCGGACGAGGAGUACGAGGACUCCGUGAACCAGGAGGACUCGAUAGUCGAUGUGGAGGAACUGCGGAAUGGGAUGGCGAGCGAGGACGAGGAGCGGCCGGCGUCGGAGAAGGCGCGGCUGGUGCGGCCCACGCCGUUCAGCGCCCUGGCGGCCGCGGCCUACGGCCUGGGCUGGCCGGGCCCGCCGCCCGUCGUGCCGUCCUUCGGUCCGCUCUUCCAGUCACAUUUCCCCGUUGGACAUUUAACAGAUGCUAAUGGCGAGCCAGCGAAGCUAAAAUGCAAUCUGCGCAAACACAAGCCUAAUCGCAAGCCGCGGACCCCAUUCACCGCACAACAACUGCGCGCGCUAGAAAGCAAGUUCGUCGACAAACAAUACUUGAGCAUUGCCGAGAGGGCCGAGUUCUCUUCGUCACUCGGACUAUCUGAAACACAGGUAAAAAUCUGGUUCCAAAACCGAAGAGCGAAAGCAAAGCGCGUCCAAGAGGCGGAGAUCGAGAAGCUCAAAAUGGCGCAGUUUUCUCGUCACCCCCACCACUUGUACCCCCACCCCGCGCUGCAGCAGUACUUCCACCCGCACCACCUGAUGGCCGGGGGCCGGCCCCUGCCUCCCAUGGGGCUGCCGCCGCCACACCUCACCAUGGUCCAACCACCUGUGUCCAGCUCACCGUCCCCCAACACGCAGACUAACCAACAGUGAAACAAAAGACAUUAAAACACGUGUGAACCUAAACAAUCGAGUGAAUUCCGAAAUAUUUAAGUUAAAGUUUUUCUCCUGUCGCUACCUGCGGCUGUGAGUGCGGUGUAUCGGACUUGAACUUCUCCAAGUUGUAAAUUAUUUUGUAAAUAUAGAUUAAUGGGUUUAGACAAUACUGUGUAUUUAGAAUAAUGUUCUUAUAAUUUUACUGAUAAUUACGUCAUAGGUAUCCUUUACCUUAUUACCAAAAUUUAAUUUGACCUAUUUUCAGUACAAAAUUCGUUCACCACAUUUUCGAAUUCAAUAUUAUUUCAAAUA
Molecule: messenger RNA, 1450 nt
Organism: Trichoplusia ni (cabbage looper)
Lineage: Eukaryota; Metazoa; Arthropoda; Insecta; Lepidoptera; Noctuidae
Product: muscle segmentation homeobox-like
Exons: 3
Coding region: 116-1135 (339 amino acids)
Biological process (GO): embryonic morphogenesis; regulation of transcription by RNA polymerase II
Cellular component (GO): nucleus
Molecular function (GO): DNA-binding transcription factor activity, RNA polymerase II-specific; RNA polymerase II transcription regulatory region sequence-specific DNA binding
Source: RefSeq, a predicted model, not a curated record